AUGUCGCAACGCUGCGAAACCACCCAGGAAGCACUCGCGCCACACGGCCCCCACGAUAAAGCGGGCAUCGCACGCACCUACACUGCACCUCCCGCAACUCAUGACCCCACCACGUCUCCCGGGACUGGCACCAAUGAGCACGAAACGAUCCCCUUGGAGAAGUUCCGCGAUGUACUCCGCGAACCCUUCCAUUACAGCCUCAUGCAUCCCGAGAUGCUGCCGCUGACGAAGAAGAUAUACCUCCAGUGGCUGGGCUUGGGGCCGCCGCGGAUGGUAGUCAUGGCGGACUCGGACACGAUCCCCGCGCAGGAGCAACAACAACCAUCCGUGCCCCCGGACAUCCUGGGACAGCAGUUCUUCGCGGAGCUCACCGCCGCGGGUGACUUGGAUGUAGAGCACAGUAGUCGUGGGCGCAAACGUCCGCUUUCCCCGCCUGCCGCGAGGCACGAGGAGGGCAUGCCAUGCGGCGACCACCCACUGACUAACAAGGAGCCCGCGCUGCUCUACGACUCCUUGGCGCAGGUAGUCAAGAACACCCAGUGGACCACGUCCCAGGCAGACGACGUCAUUCAUCCGGGUUCGGCCACCAACCGGAGCAGGAGGCCCCCGGCGCCUAUUGGAGCUGAGGUGCGGCCCUCCAGGUCGCGGUCGCGGUCGCCGAACAUCCCCUGCGGGUCAUUCGGCCUGCCCCGCUACGAUCCGAGGUCGCUCUCCGACCCACUGGAGCACGUCUUCAAGAGUACUCAGUGGUCCACGUCGCAAGACGACGUCAUUCAAGCUGGUGCAGACGUCGAUAAGAGCAGGAGGCCCUUGCCCCCGAUUGGAGCAGAAGUGCGGCCUCCUCAAUCGCGGUCGCAGUCGCAUAAGAUCUCGGGCGGGUCUGUCCUCGUACCGCACUACCAACCGGAGCCGCUCCCUGCGUACUCGCCCGAUGACGACGAGGACUACGACGAGGGCGAGCUUCCGUGUGGGUAUGAACGGCAGCCCACGAUGCUGGAUAUGGCCGAGCGCGGCGAAUGGUUGCGGACGCCGCUGGGCCAUCCUAUCGAGUAUGGGGAGAUGACGGGGACGGGAUAUACGCCGGGGCCGCGAGAGUCAGCGUUUCCGCCGACGGGUCAUAAUCACGGUAGGGCGAGCAGCUGGGGAUCUGAGGAUUAG
Messenger RNA from Trametes versicolor FP-101664 SS1, 1158 nucleotides. RefSeq lists its product as uncharacterized. The transcript has a single exon. The record is from RefSeq and is a predicted model, not a curated record. Bases 1 to 1158 code for a protein of 385 amino acids. NCBI's taxonomy places the organism in Eukaryota, Fungi, Basidiomycota, Agaricomycetes, Polyporales, Polyporaceae.